This is a messenger RNA of Magallana angulata, 2833 nucleotides long. RefSeq lists its product as uncharacterized. The transcript has 8 exons. Lineage: Eukaryota; Metazoa; Mollusca; Bivalvia; Ostreida; Ostreidae. Bases 1031 to 1834 code for a protein of 267 amino acids. The record is from RefSeq and is a predicted model, not a curated record.
CUAAAUUAGUCUCGUUCAAUCAGACGCUCGGCUGUCCCGUGAAUCUCCGACGAGCAGAGAGUCUAAUAAGGCGACACGUAAAUGUGUGUGACCUCAAAACAAGGCUUACCAAAAUACUGGUAUUAAAUUUGAUUGGUUGAAAAAUUCACACCUCCUAUAACAUGUAAACAAAGACGAAAGCAACUAUUUGUGAUCGAAUAAAUUUACCGUUUAAACUGAACAUCUUAACUGGAAAGUUUAACAACGGUUAUAAAUGGAAAGGAUUUCUUUACAGUGCUACCUUUUGGGUUACGGUAGAACCAAUGAAUGUUUCUAAAGUAUUUCAAUUUAAAAUCUAGCUUUCGUGUAAAACCGCUUCGGCAAAGUUAAGUUCAGCCAUGUUUAAUGAGUCUGUGGAGAGCAAUACUAUAGUAUAAGACUAAAUCGACGUAAGUUUCUUAAUUUUAACAGCAAUAAAUUAAGGUACUGUAUAUCACACAAACUCAAACCGGCACACAUUGACACUACGAUUCAAAAUGAAACUAAAUCGGCGCCCCCUAUCGGUAGCUGUUAUCAACGUGACGCUUUACCAGACUCUCUGCUCGUCAUAGACAUACGGAGACAGCCGAGUGUCUGGUUGAACGAGACUACAUCUAAAUAAGUUCUAUAAGCGUUUUUACGACUUAAAUUUAGAGGACACAAUAAAUUUUUUAAUCGGAUAAAAACGAAAUUUUAACAAAAAACGGAUGAAAAUGGAAAUUUACGAAAACACUUUUUUUGGGUCGGCGGGUUUAAGUUAGGGUCGGUCGGGAAAGCGGAAACAAACCUAUUUUUGAUAGGCCUUAAAUACACUCUACAGAUUUCUAACUUCAACCAACAACUUUAUUUACAGAAACCUCUCUAGAUUGCGUCUGGUGCGUUUUUAUAUCAAAGAGGCCGUUUCGUUACAUUAUAUAAAAAACACGAGUGCUUUAACUGGAUCUGAAGAUUGUGUGUGUCAAAGUGAUUAACAUUUUUAAGCUCACCUGAGCUGAGCUGAAGAGAUGUAAAAAUGAAAUGUUUGGAGUUUCUUCUGGUUUUGUUUGAAAUUAAAGUAUUGCUGGAAUAUGGAAGUGCUGAAGUUACCGAUGAGUACUGUCUUUUUAAAGAGGAAUACCAUGAAGAAGUAAAGUAUAGGAUACCUCCAGUUCCAGAUUUCCUGAAAAACCGAACUAAUACGGAAUUAUGCAGAAAACGACUAAAUGAUAUAGAACAAAUAGAAUGUUCUGGAGUAUUCAUUCUUCCCAAUUGUAUAUGCAGUUACCAUCAAGUGUCUAAUCCUAUUUACCACAACUACACAGCAUGCCCAUUUAACUCAAAAAACGACGACCUUGAUCAUUUGAACUGUGAAGAUUGUAGAAAAUACAGUGUUAAUAAAACCGGCCCUUGCUUGAACGGUGGGAGUUUGAUCUGUAAACCUAAGACGUUACCCAUUCAUUCAACUUGCUUGUGUCCCGAAUCAUUUAGUGGGAACUAUUGUGAGAACAAAAUAGAGCCGGUAUAUAGAAUCUGUCACUCAAAACCGUUACUUCACCUUCCAGAGCUUCCUAACUGUAGUAACGACCAAACGGAUGAGUGUAAAGUAAACAUAAACUUAACCAGUUUUAAGUGCACAACACAUAUUACUUCAGAUAGGAGAUAUCAAGAUUGUGAUCCUCACUUUAAAUAUACUACAAAGGAUGCUAUAGAAUCGGGGAGAAGAGUGAUAAAUUGUGGCAACAUUCUUCAAAGCGCUUCACUUACAAUCAUAUUAUUUACAUAUUUUGCUGUUUCCCACGUUUAUUCAUAUUUUCAUUCUGAAUAUUAUUUACUGUAGUAUAUAAGGGUCACGAUAAAUCCCUUCAAAUAACGAUCUAUACAUAUAUACGUAUAAAUCCAAACUUAAAUAAUCAUUCUACUGCAAAACUGAUAUAGGGCCAUCAAAGACACAAUACUACUGAAAGAAUUAUAGAUUCAAUUAAUUAAUUAAAUUAAUUAAUUAUAGGUUCAAUUAAUGAAUUGAACAAAAAUCGACGGUAAUGUCGUGUUUGCCAGUAUUUUGCCAGUGUUAUCAAUCUAAAUUGUACGUGUUCUAUUCACAAAAAAGUUAAUUGUGAGAUGUUAAUACACUUCCGGUCCGUCCUCGCAUUGUACUAAACCAGGAAGAUCAUUUAUUCAAUGUUUUCUUUCCUUUUACGUUUAUGACAAUCAAAAAAUAUUGCAAAACCAUCCUCGGGCAUUUUUAUACAGUAAGUGCUCAUUACCCUACACACGGAUACGUUUUAACGAAACAAAAAUCUUCUAAUAGGCUUAAUGUUGUGUUAAAAUCUCGACCAGAUAUUUGUUUUUCAGAUAUUUUCGGUUUUCAGAUCAUAUAGGAACUAGUAUUUCUCGGUUAAAGUAAAGACAUUUUGUGCGAGAGUUGUUCUUAUUAAUUGAAUAUUAUAUUUCGAAAGCAUUCAUCACAAUCAUUGCAAAACUGUGUACCUUAUAUUUAAAAUGCGUAGAAAAUGUUUACAAGGCUAUGCCAAUAUGUACAUUUUCCUAGAUCAACAUUUUGGCAGCUAUUUACAAAAUAAUAAAGUAUUUCAAAGUAAAAUAAACUGAAGUUAACAGGAUUGUAAGGUUCAGAUAUCUGUAAUUUGUUACCUUGAAUUUUACACAUUACAAAAAUGUUAAAAUCUAUUUACUUUGUAAACUUCUAUUUCUAUAUAGCAAUUGAAAUAUUCCUUUUCGAAAUUUUAACUGUUUCUCCUGUUGUUAAUUUAAUAUAGAUAUUUUUUUAUGAUCACAAAUAAACAAAACAUGUAAUAUAUUUUAUCAUUUAAAUACCAGU